Molecule: messenger RNA, 2157 nt
Organism: Corticium candelabrum
Lineage: Eukaryota; Metazoa; Porifera; Homoscleromorpha; Homosclerophorida; Plakinidae
Product: cilia- and flagella-associated protein 99-like
Exons: 22
Coding region: 14-2020 (668 amino acids)
Source: RefSeq, a predicted model, not a curated record
CACGAGAGGCGAGAUGGCAACAUCUUCUCUCUAUCGCGACCUUCUAGAUCACUGCAUCGAAAUACUGACGUCGUACGACGCCGAGACAACUGGCGUGGACUCUCACGCCGAGCACUACGUGUCUGCCUAUCUCUCUGUAGCCACGCUUGAGGAGAGCAGUGUAACGUUGGUCACUGAAGUGUUUGCCGGCUGUGUGCAGUACAGCAAGUUGAUGCAGGUGGUAAUAGACAUUUUUUAUGCAAGGGAGGGUCGAAAUUUUAAGCGUCAUGACGCCUACGUUUUCAAAGUUCUUGCCUAUUUGGCCAUCUUUCGAUUGGAGGAGUUAGGCAUGGCACACUUCCGCAGAUUCGUCAACACUCAACCAACCAACAAGAUGUAUAAAUUCUUGAAAUUUCUUUUUGAUGAGGAGAAUGUGCAGACGUUGUUGAAUGACAAGUGGUGUAAGGUUUACGACAGGACUUUUGUUCAUACUCAUGUUGUAUCAUCACUACUAAGAUGGUAUCCAGAAGCUCAAGAGUUGGUGAAGCAACUUCAUGAUAAACUGAUGAACGUCCAGAAAGCCAGAUCUAUUCAACCUCCAACUGAGGUAAAAUCCUUCCAACUCACAAAGCCAAGACCAAGAACAGUUCUUAUGCCAGACAAGAUACCAAAACUGAAGCCACGAAAGCCGGUGCCAAUCAGCACAUACCAAGCUCCGACAACUGUGCAACUUAUUGCUAAGGCAAAAGAAUCAAACAAAGAAAGAGCAAAGGCACUUAUGGAAGAGGCAACACAAAAUCAAUUUGCAUGCGCAACUGUCAGUGAUUCUGACAGAAAGAAGCAAACAUUGCAAAAGAUACAAGAAGAAGAGGAUGCCAAAUUGGAUUUUAAUCGAUCAAAGAUGCAGGCUCUUCCUUCAUCUAACUUUGAAACUACGCCCAUUAAGCUAAACACAGCAGCUAUAUUGAGAGAAGGCAUAUUUUUUAGACGACAAGAAGAAGAAAAACUAAGAAAAUUAGAAGAGUUAGUAUCAGGUAGUAGAGAUGCAUCGGAGUUUCUUCGUUGGCAAGAACAGAACAAGCAACAGGAACUGCAAGCUCAAAUGGCAGAAAUCGAACGAAAGCAUCUUGAAGGUCAAUUGAGUCACGAGGAGGCCAUCAUUGCUAGACGAUCUCUGGCGGAAGAGAACAGAGUGAAAGUCCAGGAAAUGAAGCAAGAAGCAGACAGGUUGAUGCAACUCUAUCUGCAACGUCGUCUUGAAGAAGAGCAAGGAAUGAGAAUGUUAGUGGAACAGAUAUUGUCGGGUCAUCAGAAUGCACGAAAAGCAAAGCAGAGAGUAAAAGAGAUCAAACAGAAAAUUGUAAAGGAAGUGGCCAAAGAAAAGCAGGAGUUGAUGCAAAGAGCACUAGAAGAGGCUGAAGCCGAGAUGAAACGGAAAGUGGAACUUAUUCAGCAGAUCAGGGCUUUGGAGAGUGUCCCUAUUGUUCGAUCAAAGUUCUUUGAUAUGACGGCAACGUCUGGUCAGGGUCUUCUGUGUGAAAUGUCAGUAGCUGAGCUGAGAGAAAGAUUGGCACAUUUGAAAGUGGCUCAAGAAGAGGAAGAGGAAAGGAGACGGAAAGAUAUAGUAGCAGCCAAACAGGUCAAAGAUCAACUUGUAAUGGAUACACUCGACCAAAUAGCAAUACAAAGAGCAGAACAGGCACGACUAGCUGCUGCAAGGCAAGAGCAGUUGAGACAAGAAGCACAGCAGAGAGCUGCAGCAACAGUGAAUGAUCCUCACUUGCAACGCUUGCAACAGAGACUGGCAGACCGGCGGUCUCAACGUCAGCGACUUGCUUCUGAUCCAAACAGUCCUUCUCGAAUGACAGCAGGACAAUUACCAGGAAGCAGUGCAAAGAAAACUCAAGAACAACGUCGAUGGCAGGAUUUGGAAAGAUCACAAGAGAGAAGUGCUCGGCUAUUAGCUGCUGGGAAAUCUGCCAAGGCAUCAGGUGUAUCAGCUGAACGAUUCCCUAGAAUUUCAUCUCCUACUGCAUCAUAAUGGCGCUCCAAGACUCGCCUAGUCAUUUUGUAUGGACAUGUACAUGCAUGUACAUCAUUGACUGUACAGUUAAACUUUCUAGCGAUGGAAGGCAGUAUGUUCUUGUAAUAUAACAUGCAUAAUAUAGAAAGACAAGA